Penicillium cataractarum is the source of this 1284-nucleotide messenger RNA. Its product is annotated as basic helix-loop-helix domain-containing protein. Gene Ontology annotation, molecular function: RNA polymerase II cis-regulatory region sequence-specific DNA binding; protein dimerization activity; DNA-binding transcription factor activity, RNA polymerase II-specific. Gene Ontology annotation, biological process: regulation of transcription by RNA polymerase II. The transcript has 2 exons. Lineage: Eukaryota; Fungi; Ascomycota; Eurotiomycetes; Eurotiales; Aspergillaceae. The coding region runs from base 1 to 1284 and encodes 427 amino acids. The record is from RefSeq and is a predicted model, not a curated record.
AUGGAUGGAUCCGGCCCUGAAGUACACCCUGGACGUACCUCCCCACCACCUGCUGGACCAUUUGGCUACGCCUUCCUCUCCCCGAUGGACACUCCUUUCGAACAGGCUCCGGCCUUGCCCCCCGGCCUCCCUCUCCUUGACGAUAACGAAUCUAAUAUGCUCGACAACUUCUUUACCACGAUGAAUGCCAACAACUUUACGAAUGACUUCUGGCUUCGAGGCCAACAAAAUAAACCCUCCGGUCUCAACUUUGAUUGGACUGACGAACUUCCGCCCACCUUCGAGGGCUCAACGACUUCACUGUCGCAACCCUCAUUUCCACCACAAAACCUCAAAAUGAACUUGAUGAACGGCGGCAUCGCCGGUCCCGAUAUCUAUGCAGCAGCCUCAAUGCUGUAUCAAAAUAACGUGAACGAGACCGGUCUCAGUUCUACUCUGGCCCAGCAGGCCUUUGUAGGCCAACCAAUCAACAUAAAUGGUGCUCAUGGCCGGCGAGACUCUCAUCACAUGGCUCCCGCACAAGCAUCUAGCUCCUCCCCGUCUCGACCUCGGGUUCCCACCGGCUUCCACACUUCCGAGAUGCUCUUUGACGUGCGCGACCCGAUUCCGGAAGACCAGCACCCCUCUCGCAAAGUUCGUGGUCUGCACUGGGGCUCGGACGGAAGCUUCAUGGACCAAGGCUAUGUCGCACCCCCUGACCAGCCCGAUAUGGAGACUCGCACGAGGGAAUUGCUAGAUCAUCUGGACUGCUUCGAACCGCAGACCAGCGCAGCCAACACGCGGGCUCCCAGUCCCGAGCGUGUAGUCGGUACCCAUGGUCAACGCACCGCCUUCCGUCAGGCCGAUGAAGAUGAUAGCGCUCAACCCCGCAAACGACAGCGUACCGUCAAGGCGAAUGGUGAUCAAUACUCUGACGAGGAUGAUUCGAGAUCGCUAUCCCGGAAAUCCCGAACUCCCAGCAUCGCCAAGGGCCGACGUGCAUCGACGGAUACAUCCCGAAAGGCGAGAGUCACUCCAACAAGCAAGACUCCCCGUGAGAAUCUAUCGGAAGAGCAGAAAAGGACCAACCAUAUCCUUUCGGAGCAAAAACGGCGCAAUCUCAUCCGUCAAGGCUUCGAUGAUCUCUGCUCCCUGGUUCCCGGCCUUCGUGGUGGUGGUUUCAGCAAAAGUGCCAUGCUCACCCAGGCCGCGGACUGGCUUGAGGAUCUGCUCCGUGGCAAUGAAAUCUUACAGAGUCAGUUGGCCGAUAUGAAAACGAUCAACGGGCUGGUAAUGCCUCGAUGA